Molecule: messenger RNA, 922 nt
Organism: Anopheles maculipalpis
Lineage: Eukaryota; Metazoa; Arthropoda; Insecta; Diptera; Culicidae
Product: PDZ and LIM domain protein 7-like
Exons: 3
Coding region: 12-920 (302 amino acids)
Biological process (GO): muscle structure development; actin cytoskeleton organization
Cellular component (GO): filamentous actin; stress fiber; Z disc
Molecular function (GO): muscle alpha-actinin binding; actin binding
Source: RefSeq, a predicted model, not a curated record
ACGCUAAAAGGAUGGCACUGGACGAACCGAAGGUGGCACCGGAAGGUGACCAGCAGCCACAGGACAGCAAUGGAACGAACGAGAAACGCGACGACGCUCCCGACUACUACAAACGACCCAAGUUCAAGCGAAACAUCAUCCCGUUCGACACCGAAGACCUGUCGGUACGAGUAAUCCGGGAACGCUUUCUCAUCCCGAACCAGGUGUCUGAGGGCAGCCCGGCCCAGAAGGCAGGCCUCACGCUGGGCGACCAGAUCCUGAAGAUCAACGGUGCUGAUGCGUCGGCGAUGCGCCUCGCCACGGCCCAAUCCGUCAUUAAACAGGCCGGCGAACAGCUGCAGAUGAUCGUAGCAAAAGACGACGAGAAAAAUCGAACAGCCGAAGAGCAAGGCCAACCGAAGGAAACACACGAGGUCAAGUUCGUAGGUAAUGAGCAGGAGCAGCAACCGGCGGCCGAUGUCACUAACAAACCCGCUCCCCAACCUAAAACCGACGAACGUGAAAAUUGGACGCAACCCCCGGAGCGCAAGGUAUGGCAUCCGAUCGUAUGGCAGCAGCCACCGCCCCCAAUUCCACCAGAUCUAUACGGAAAGGAUGCACCGCACCAGCAGCUGAUCGCUAACAUUCGCCGGUUGCUGACGGAAACGCGCGCCAAGCCGGAAGAGCGCCAGAAACACAUCGAGCGUAUGAUGCUGUCGCUUCCGACCGGUUCCCGGCGGGAGGAGGACGAGGACGAGCUGCCUCAACCACCCCCACCGAAGCCGAAGAAAAAGAAGAAGAACAAGGGCAAGGCUAAGCCGAAGGCGGCUCCACGACCACGUCUGGACAGUGAAACGUCGGAGGAUGGAGACGUGUCGGAGGCGGUUUCGGCGGUGGAGCCGGCUGAACCGAUUCCGGAAGAAGUCAGUGCCGAGGCAUAGAG